UGGUGCUGCUGGACUUCGCCAAGGCGCAGGGCGAGCUGGGCUGGCUCACGCAUCCCUACGGCAAAGGGUGGGACCUGCUGCAGAACGUCAUGAACGACUCGCUCAUCUACCUGUACGCGGUGUGCAACGUGCUGGAGGGCGAGCAGGAGAACUGGCUGCGCACCAACUGGAUCUACCGCAGCGAAGCGCGCCGCCUCUUCGUGGAGCUGCGCUUCACCGUGCGCGACUGCAACAGCUUCCCCGGUGCCGGCGCCUGCAAGGAGACCUUCAACCUCUACUACGCCGAGUCCGACGUCGACUACGGCACCAACUUCCAGAAGCGCCUCUUCAAGAAGAUCGACACCAUCGCCCCCGACGAGAUCACGGCGCGCGACGACUUCGCCGCGCGCAGCGUGCGCCUCAACACCGAGGUGCGCUCCGUGGGGCCGCUCAGCCGCAAGGGUUUCUACCUGGCGUUCCAGGACCUGGGCGCCUGCGUGGCCCUGCUCUCCUGCCGCGUCUACUACAAGAAGUGCCCGGCCGUGCGCCGCGGCCUGGCCGCCUUCCCCGAGACGGUGGCGGAGGAGUGUCCCCCCGGCCCCUUCAAGGCGGAGGCCUCGGACGGCGCCUGCAAGCCGUGCCCGGCGCACACGCUGCCUGCGGCCGCCGGCUCCAGCGCCUGCCCCUGCGAGGACGGCUACUUCCGAGCGCCCGACGAACCGGCCGGCUCCCCCUGCACGCGUGGCGUGCCGGCCCGGCAGCGCGCCCGCGUCUGGAAGUACGAGGUCACCUACAGCAAGAAGGCGGACGAGAACAGCUACUCGGUGCUGCGCUGCGAGGACACCUCUGUCACCAUCCCCAAGCUGGCGCCGGGGACGGCGUACGUGGUGCGGGUGCAGGCGCUCACCCAGGAGGGCGAGGGCACCUACAGCCCCCAGCACGAGUUUGAGACCCUCCCGGAGGGCGCCGAGGGCAUGGCCUCCGCCGCUGUCAUCAGCGGCUCCAUCGCCGGCGUCGUCGUGGUCCUCCUGCUGCUGAGCAUCUUCCUCUAUGUCUUCUGCAGGAAUCGGCACUCGCGAACACGCCAGGCCUCCGAGGACGUCUACUUCUCCAAGUCAGAGCAGCUCAAGCCGCUGAAGACCUAUGUGGACCCGCACACCUACGAGGACCCCAACCAAGCGGUGCUCAAGUUCACCACCGAGAUCCACCCAGCCUUGGUCACCCGCCAGAAGGUCAUUGGUGCAGGCGAAUUCGGCGAGGUCUACAAGGGCACGCUGAAGCGGGGCAAGAAGGAGGUGCCCGUGGCCAUCAAGACGCUGAAGGCCGGCUACACGGAGAAGCAGCGCGUGGACUUCCUGAGCGAGGCCGGCAUCAUGGGCCAGUUCGGCCACCACAACGUCAUCCGCCUCGAGGGGGUCGUCUCCAAGAAUAAGCCCUUCAUGAUCAUCACAGAGUACAUGGAAAAUGGUGCACUUGACAAAUUCCUGCGGGAGAAGGACGGGGAGUUUUGCGUGAUCCAGCUGGUGGGAAUGCUGCGCGGCAUCGCGGCCGGCAUGAACUACCUGGCCGGCAUGAACUACGUGCACCGGGACCUGGCAGCCCGCAACAUCCUGGUCAACAGCAACCUGGUCUGCAAGGUGUCCGACUUCGGGCUGUCGCGGGUGCUGGAGGACGACCCCGAGGCCACCUACACCACCAGCUCGCCGGGCCACUUCCGGGCCGCCGGCUACAGCACCCUGGAGAAGGUGGCGGCGAUGAGCACAGAGGACAUCAAGCGGAUUGGCGUGCGCCUGCCGGGCCACCAAAAACGCAUCGUCUGCAGCCUGGUGGCACUGAGGGACCAGCUCGGCGCCGGCCCCGUCUGA
Molecule: messenger RNA, 1844 nt
Organism: Tinamus guttatus (white-throated tinamou)
Lineage: Eukaryota; Metazoa; Chordata; Aves; Tinamiformes; Tinamidae
Source: RefSeq, a predicted model, not a curated record